AUGUCUGGCAAGUUACCCGUCGAGUGUUUUGAAAUGACUUCCAAAGAUUUUUGUUCGACGAAUCCUGCUCACGUACAAAAUGAUUUACUCAAUGCCUGGAGAAAAAAAGACAUAACGAAUUUUCUCAGCGUUUUAUCAUCAAACGAAUGCGAUCCGAAUUUCCUAUACGAAAAUGAUAAUUACAUGCGCCUUCUCGACAGCGCCGUCGAAAAUGGUAAUGUUGAAUUUGCGGAAGCCAUUAUCAAAGCCGGUGCUGAUGUUAAUCUCAUCAAUCCUGUCAGAUCGAAAGCUCCCGUUCAUUUCGCUGCAGAAACGGGUCAGCUCGAACUCCUUAAAUUGCUCGUAUCCAGAGGAGCGGAUAUUAACAUAAGAGACAGCAGCGGUUCAACAAUAUUACAUUACGUUGUAAAACAAAAAUGGCCACCCGGAGAACAAAAAUUUAAAAAAUGUUUAGCCUAUCUAUUAGAACUUGACAGUUUAAAGGUGAACAUGACUAAUAGAAAAGGUUUAACGGCCAUUCAUUUGGCGGCAAUGCAGGGAUCAGGUGAAGCUGUUAAAAUGCUUUUGGAAAAAGGAUCUCAUUUAGAUAUUGAUUCUAUAAAAGUUGGCUCAGCGAGGAGAACGGCCAGGCAAGAAAUCAUGCAUAAAUUUCCACACUUGGAAAAAGAUCUUCCAUCUCCUCGGGAUAUUUACGACAUUAAAAUGGAUGGAGAUAAAUUGUUUUCUUUAUUGCAUGACAAUCACGAAGACAGGUUCUGCGAAACGUUCAAUGAAGAAAUGAAGGAUAAAGCUCAAAAAAAUUUAUUGAAAUAUACAGAUGGGAAACAAACAUUUUUACAAUAUUGUUGCGAAAAAAAAUUUUCAAAAGCCGUUAAAACCCUUUUGGAAUACGACGUUGACGUUAAUUACGCACCCAAUAAUUCCACUCGUCCUGUUUUGAUAGCAUGUCGUAAAGGAGAUUCUGAGACAUUGCGUUUGCUUUUAAGUGCUAAACCUGAUUUGUCGUGUAAUGAAGAUGGUGAAAAUCCAUUACACAUCGUCGUUAAAUACACGGAUAAUUCUCCGGAUCAUUUAGAUUGUCUGCAAAUUCUACUGAGAAGAUUGAACAAAAGUAAUUUAGAUAUAAACGCGCAGGAUUUAAAGGGGAAUUCCCCGUUGCACUACGCUGUGAAAUACGGGGGUCCGGCAUGCGUGGAAGAAUUGUUGAAAAACGGAGCUUACAUCGGAACUUUGAAUAAAUUUAAAAAACCACCGUUGGCAGACAUGUCAUCAUCGACUCUGGGCAAUUAUUUAGAUUCUUGCAUUACGGCAACCGACGUAUUGGAUAGGGGAAACAAUUACGUCAUAAAAUUUAAUUACAAUUUUCUCGUGCCUAAAAAUUGUCUCGUUCAUUCCGAAUUGGAAGAUAUUAAAAUACCUUUGACGGACGAUAACGAAACGGUUAAUUUACUACAAGAGUCGAUACCUGAAUCCCAGCCUCUUUUGUACAUGAGUAAGGAUUCGCAUCUUCGAAAAUUACUAGUUCAUCCCGUUUUAACAAGUUUCAUAUUGUUGAAAUGGCAAAGAGUUCGAAUAUUUUACUACGUAAAUCUCAUAUUUUACGUUUUGUUUUGCUUUUUAUUAACCGUAUACAUAUUGUUUGGGUGUGUGGAACACACAUCGGAAAAUGUAUUAAUACUCACGACGGUUGCAAUUAAUCCGGAAGAUUUCCUUGGGGGGGGAGGAAACGGUUCGAACGAAGGAAAAGACAUUUUCAACGAAUCCCCGGGAGUGGAUUUUCUCCGGGUUUGUUUAAUUAUAUUUUUAAUCGCGUUAACGCUUCGCGAAUUGUUUCAAAUUGUGAUACAUCCGAAAAAAUACGUUUUGGAUCCGGAAAAUUGGUUGGAAAUUUUACUCUUGAUUGUUUUGGCAUUUGUUUUAGUCAAGGACUGCAGUCGGGAAUUUCCCAAAUCGACGCGAUUGGGUUUAUGGUGUCCACAAUUUUCAGCUCUUGCUAUUCUACUCUCUUGGUUCGAAUUGGUUUUGUUAGCCGGGAAACAUCCCUUACAAUCGUUACACAUAGAAAUGUUUAAAACCGUAUCAAUUAAUUUUAUGAAAUUUUUAGCUUGGUACGUUAUUCUCAUUGUUGCUUUCGCCCUAACCUUUUACACACUUUUCCGGGAUUGCGGUGCGGAUUGCGAGGAAAAUAAUCCGUUCGUAAAUCCCGGUUUGUCGAUAUUUAAAAGUAUUGUCAUGCUUACCGGAGAAUUCGAUGCUUCGGACAUACCGUUCGUCACGUUCAUCGGAACGAGUCAUUUAAUAUUCAUAGCAUUUAUUUUUCUCAUCGCAAUAGUUUUGUUAAAUCUUUUGAACGGUCUUGCCGUGACAGACACACAAACGAUUCGUAACGAUGCGUAUUUGUGCAGGUGCAUCGCUUUGGUCAAACUCAUUUCCUACAUCGAAAACAUGCUUCUCGUCGAAUCCGAUCCCAUUCCCUGUUUGAACCUUUUCAAAUGUUGUUCGAAAAAAAAAAAAAAUAAUAAUUUCAAUUUGAACUGUUUCGAUUAUUUGGCCAAAAGAAUCGUUUUCUUUCCGAAAUUAUUAAAAGAUGGAAUUAUUUACGUAUUGCCCAAUCAAAGGUAUAAAAUUUAUUUCGAAGAUCCUAAAUCAAUUAAGGAAGAGGAUACGAUAUGUUACAAUAGACUCACAAAUUACUACCUGGAUCCAUCAACGGCUAAAACAGCAGAAAGGAUAUUGUCGGAACGAGUCAGCAGUAAGGGGAAUCCCGUUGCGGAAAUGGAUACGCUAAGAAAUGAAAUAAAUAAUUGCACGGAAAGAAUAUUCGAAAUGGAAAAAAAAAUGGAAUCACUGGAACAAUCGACGAAACAAAAUGAAAAAUUAUUAAUACAAAUUUUAGCCAUAUUGAGUUUGAACAAUGCUAAUAAUGAUGAUAAAUAA
Pediculus humanus corporis (human body louse) is the source of this 2937-nucleotide messenger RNA. RefSeq names its product ankyrin repeat-containing protein, putative. Bases 1 to 2937 code for a protein of 978 amino acids. The transcript has 5 exons. Gene Ontology annotation, biological process: monoatomic ion transport; transmembrane transport. Gene Ontology annotation, cellular component: membrane. Lineage: Eukaryota; Metazoa; Arthropoda; Insecta; Psocodea; Pediculidae. The record is from RefSeq and is a predicted model, not a curated record. Gene Ontology annotation, molecular function: monoatomic ion channel activity; protein binding.